Messenger RNA from Helianthus annuus (common sunflower), 1725 nucleotides. Its product is annotated as AP2-like ethylene-responsive transcription factor At1g16060. The record is from RefSeq and is a predicted model, not a curated record. The transcript is spliced from 8 exons. Gene Ontology annotation, molecular function: DNA binding; DNA-binding transcription factor activity. Bases 329 to 1384 code for a protein of 351 amino acids. NCBI's taxonomy places the organism in Eukaryota, Viridiplantae, Streptophyta, Magnoliopsida, Asterales, Asteraceae. Gene Ontology annotation, biological process: regulation of DNA-templated transcription.
CAACCAACCAAACCAACCAGUAAACAAGCAAUCAAAUCCAAGUGAAGUGAAACCAACACAAAACACAAAACAGAUCACUAAACUUCACUUUAAAGCCGCUCACAGACGGCCAUCUUCCAUCUUCUCCCCCAUUAAUAUCUCUGCCGGCUCUCACUCCUCUUUUUUUUUAUACAUAUUUUCUCUCUCAUCAACCGCUUUCAUAUCUCCAUUCUCAAUUGCAUGUUGACACACUCCAAUUUGACGUCAUUUGCUGUAUAAAGCCUCUGUUUACAAUUAUUAUUAUUAUUCGAUAGGUUUGUUUGACAGAAGUGGAGUUUGAUUGUCAUUAAUGGCGAAGAUCUCACAGAAGAAGAAUGCUGCACGAAACGACGACGUUGAGACCAAACCGGUUAUCGGUAAAGCUAAACGAACGCGAAAAACGGUUAAGCGAGAUUCGCCGCCCCAACGGAGCUCUGUUUAUAGAGGAGUCACGAGACAUCGAUGGACCGGCCGAUAUGAAGCACAUUUGUGGGAUAAGAAUUGCUGGAAUGAAUCACAAAACAAAAAAGGACGACAAGUAUAUUUAGGGGCCUACGAUGAUGAAAAGGUAGCUGCACAUGCAUAUGACUUGGCAGCAUUGAAGUAUUGGGGACAAGAUACCAUCCUCAACUUUCCUCUAGGAACAUACAAAGAGGAGAUUCGAGAAAUGGAAAGCUUGUCAAAAGAAGAGUAUAUCGGAUCUCUAAGAAGGAAAAGCAGCGGUUUUUCACGAGGAGUUUCAAAAUACAGAGGGGUAGCAAGGCACCAUCAUAAUGGUAGGUGGGAGGCUCGAAUUGGACGGGUUUUUGGCAAUAAAUAUCUUUAUCUUGGAACAUACGCUACUCAAGAAGAAGCGGCAACCGCGUACGACAUGGCAGCAAUAGAGUACCGAGGACUUAACGCCGUUACAAAUUUUGACCUCAGCCGUUACAUCAAAUGGUUAAGACCGAACCAAACCGACUCCAACAACUCUAACGGCGUUCCAACUAACUCUAACCCUAAUGGUACUCAAGAUCCAGAAUCAACCUUCAGUUACAACAACCACAACAACCAGCAACCCGAAACCUCAAGCUCCGGCGAAACCACCACUAGCGUCCUUCCGCCACUGCGUACCUCCACCGCUUCCUCCGCCCUAGGGUUACUGUUGCAAUCAACAAAAUUCAAGGAAAUGUACGAGCGGACCUCCGUGGUUGACUCACCGUCGCCACCGCCAGAGUCCGAUAUGCCGCGGCGGAACUUUCCCGACGACAUACAAACGUAUUUCGACUGUCAUGAAUCGAAUAGCUAUGUUGAAAGUGAAGACACUAUUUUUGCGGAUUUGAAUUCGUUUGAUGCGCCUAUGUUCCAAUGCGAACUGGAUGCUUAAAAGGGGUUGCAGCGUAACUUGUUGCCCGUUUACCUGACAGUAAUUUUAAUUUUUAAAUUUGAAUGCAAUGAUCCACCUCAAUUUAACUAAUAGCUACCCGAGCGGUUUCGAAUGACGGUUUCGAUGACGGUGACGGUGUUCGGAGCCAGAUUUAACGAGCGGUAUCGACAACGUUUAGUUUUGUUAUUUGUUAUCUUUGAUUUUAUUUAGUUCUCUAUUUUUUAUAAGUUAUUGUAACUGUAGAUAUAGUUAUGGCAUAGACAUUCAUUCAGUUCUAUAUUUCUUUCCUUUGUUUUUGUUUGGAAAAAGAAAAUCAAUAAAAAUGUUGUAGGCGUUUACAA